CGAUUUGCAUCUAUGGAUCAAACGAACUGGGGAUGUCGAUACUUGUUGCUUGCAUGUGAUUGUCUCAUUGCCUUCGGAUGUUUCUAUUGUGUAGAUAUUCCCAGUGCUCUACAAACAGAACUACAGAGCUCUCAUGUAAAUUGUAGUGGUGUACAGAAGAAUGUGACUUGUUGUGAGGAAUGUCUCGGUAUCGGCCCAGAUCAUUACAAUCAACUCUAUGCUGUUUUCUCAUGGACAAACGCUGUAAUCGUUUUGCCUAUCGGGGUUAUACUGGACCGAAUAGGAAACAGAAUGACAGCAAUUCUGUCAACAUCAAUGGCCGCCAUCGGUUCGUCUUUAUUUGCCCUGUCUGUGACGUCGUGGUUUAAGAUGACGUCGGCCAUGUUUCCAAUGAUGAUCGUUUCUAGAGCAAUUUUGGGAGCCGCAAAUGGAGGAUGUCAACUUGUUCAAGAUCGAGUUAUUGCCUAUUGGUUUCCGGACAAACUGGGUUUAGCCUUUGGAGCCAUUGUGAGCGUCAUAAGAUGUGGCAACGUUUUGAAUUUUUUUAUCACGUCCAAUAUUGCAAAGGUUUAUGGGGUUCCCAUGGCACUUUGGACAGGUGCAUUAAUGUGCGGUGUUGGGUUUAUGGCAGCAGUGGGGUACUGCGUUUUAGACGCAAUUGGAAGCCGUAAACUGGACAAAACUCAUGUAUUCAACAUCAAAUCUCCACCAAUAAAAUUAAGCGAUGUUAGAAAUUUCCCUUUGUCCUAUUGGCUCGUCACAAUUAUGAUCUCCACAUAUUAUAGCUGUUUCAUUCCAUACGUGGCGAAUGGGAGCAAAUUCAUCCAGGACAAGUAUGGAUAUUCCCGUGUGGAAUCGUCAUAUAUAAAUGGAGCUGUUUAUGAUGUAUCCAUUGUUGUGUGCAUUACCACCGGCUUAUUUCUCGACAGAUUUGGAGGAAGAGCAAUCUCGUCAACUCUUGGGGCGGCACUCUGUGUUCCUGUUAUUAUUUCACUUGCAUUCUUUGAAUUACCUCCCCUUAUACUUACUAUUUGUUUUGGAACUUUCUAUUCCGUCACAGUGGUGAGUCUGUGGCCAUCCAUUGCUAAAGUUGUCCCCCUUGCAACUGUUGGGACUGCGAAUGGCAUAGCUGCCUUUAUGCAGGGGUUAAAUAUUGGCAUGACUAACCUUGGAAUUGGUAAAAUUCUGGGGUCUGUUGAGAAAUCUGAUGUGAACAACAGACUAACCGACUGGAAAAUUGCACUGACAAUUUUAUUAUGUCAGGCCUCUAUUUGUACUGUGCUUGGAAUCUGGCUUAAUGUCAAUGAAAAACUAAAGAAAGGAUCCUUGAAUGGACGAUACAAGAAGAUGGCGGCUUUAAAGCCCCCAACAGAGAAGUCUAAACUGAUAACACCAGAGGAUAAGGAAGAUUUUUAUGAUUCCAUAGACUCUGGUUAUUCAAUACAGACCUAAGUAUUUUG
Messenger RNA from Saccostrea echinata, 1460 nucleotides. Its product is annotated as major facilitator superfamily domain-containing protein 1-like. Gene Ontology annotation, molecular function: transmembrane transporter activity. The transcript has 13 exons. The record is from RefSeq and is a predicted model, not a curated record. Bases 13 to 1452 code for a protein of 479 amino acids. Gene Ontology annotation, biological process: transmembrane transport. Lineage: Eukaryota; Metazoa; Mollusca; Bivalvia; Ostreida; Ostreidae.